AAAAAAUACAUAGAAUUCAGUUUAAUAUAGUUUACCUCCGUACCACGUCAUCUAAGUGCGACGGGAUUUCAAACAAACGACAGCGACGCAGUGCUGCUCAACUUUUGUGACAGAGUUUGUGAUUGCUCCAGAGAGGUCACAUGGCUGUUUCCGCCAUGGCUGCCUCCCGAGAACGCUCUGCGGCAUCCAAGACCAGUUUCAUACCUGAGAUACAGGGCAUGAUGUUUGCCCUGGGAGACGCUCGCAGGCCGCUGCACGAGACAGCAGCCCUGGUGGAGGACAUUGUGCAUACACAGCUUAUCACCAUGCUCCAUCAGGCCAGCGAGGGAGCCACCCUCCGAGGUUCAAGGGUCAUCGCCGUGGAGGACAUCCUCUUCCUGAUGCGCAGAGACAAGAGAAAGGUGUCAAGGCUGUUGAAGUAUCUCCAAUUCCGUGACUAUAAGUCAAAGCUUCUCAAGGGCCUGGACGAUGAUGACGGGCAGCCGGAGCAAGGCGCGGGGUCGAGCACGGUCGCCGGGGGCAACCAACGUCGCCAGCGUCUGGCUCAGGAUUACCUGUUGUGGAUGGACCACACGGGCGAGCUCCUGUCCCUGGCCGAGCGGCAGGAAAUGGACCCCGUCAAGCAAGAGAGGCUGGAGCGUCUGGAGCGUCACAGCAGAGCCAUGGACCAGACGCAGUACGCCGAAUUCUGUGAGAGUCGACAGCUCAGCUUUGCCAAGAAAGCAUCCAAGUUCCGCGACUGGCUGGAUUGCAGCAGUCUGGACCUCAAACCCAACGCCGUCGCCAUGGAGAUACUGUCCUACCUGGCCUAUGAAACUGUCGCCCAGAUUGUGGACUUGUCUCUGCUGGUGAAGCAGGAGAUGGUGGCAAAAACCAACGCCGUCACUCACGUCAUCUCGGCCAGCCACAUACACUACAACACACACACCGAGGUUAAGAAAGAAUCGGAGUCGCCCGAAGCCACGCCUCCCUCCACUCCCGGGUCCUCGCACUCUUCCAAGCCCCUCCUCCAAGGCAACGGAAGCCUGGAGGGGCGAGCGCGGCAGAGGAAACGUAAAAAGAGCUGUCCUGCUGCGGCGGAACCUCCCAGCGGCGCCAUCCAGGUUUGUCACAUCCGAGAGGCCAUCAGAAGAUACAACUACCGACACACCAGUGCCUACAGGAGGAACGGGAUGGCUUACCUGGCCUGUUGACCCCCCCCCCCCCACCCGUGGAAAACUUUUUUUCUUCUUCUGCUCAAGUUUCGCUUAUCAUCCACAAUCCAACGUUGCGGAAAUAAACCGCGCGGGUUGCAAAAAUAAACGCAGGACAUGGAAAAGUGCAUGGAACACUUGGACUCACUUUAAUGGAUUUCAUCUCAGACACGAUAAAAAGGAUGCGUUCACCGUUGCUCAGAACUUCUGAGCGCUGUUGACCAGGGCGUCCCGCUCCAUCACAAGUUCGCCGUAGCGCUGCUGGAGUUCCCGCUCUCGGUCCAUCUGACGCUCCACGUCCUCGCGCAGCGUCUACACACACAAAAAUAUGAAUAAAGGCCUCGUUUUAUUUUGGAAACCGCGCGUUUGUGUGUGUGAGAGUGACCUCGAGUCUUCUGGGAAUGGCGGUGUCUUCUUGUUUCUUCAGCUGACUGAAG
Hippocampus zosterae (dwarf seahorse) is the source of this 1630-nucleotide messenger RNA. Its product is annotated as transcription initiation protein SPT3 homolog. NCBI's taxonomy places the organism in Eukaryota, Metazoa, Chordata, Actinopteri, Syngnathiformes, Syngnathidae. The transcript has 12 exons. Gene Ontology annotation, molecular function: transcription coactivator activity; protein heterodimerization activity. The coding region runs from base 141 to 1193 and encodes 350 amino acids. The record is from RefSeq and is a predicted model, not a curated record. Gene Ontology annotation, biological process: transcription by RNA polymerase II.